Durio zibethinus is the source of this 1175-nucleotide messenger RNA. Its product is annotated as pathogenesis-related thaumatin-like protein 3.5. The record is from RefSeq and is a predicted model, not a curated record. NCBI's taxonomy places the organism in Eukaryota, Viridiplantae, Streptophyta, Magnoliopsida, Malvales, Malvaceae.
UUUUAACGUUGGCUUAUAGCGACAAAUUUUUUUUGCUUUUCCUAAGUAAGCAAAGCAUGAAAUACAUUGGACACUACACUAAUGGCCGACUUAACUGUUUGCAGCUUGAACAUGUUUCUCAGCCUACAUGCAUCUUUGCCCUACCCCCACAACCCAUUCCUCUUCUAUGACAUCACAUGGUACCCACUUCUAUUCUAUUUUUUAGGUUUAAUGUUUCUUAUAUUAAUACACAUACCCCAUCUCUAUAUCUAAUUUUCUAUAUAAACACUCUUAGUCGGCCUCUGCCCCAUCUUAUUCUAGAUCUUUUCCCACCAAGUGCUAGCAAAUCUAGUUGUUCACAUUCUACUAAGUGCUCUUCGUUCUUCCCUCCUCCUUAUGCAAUGGCUAGACUUCAGCUUUCCACUGUGUUGGUUAUAUCCUUCCUUCAACUGUUCUCAGGCGCUCAGUCAUCAAUGUUUACAAUUGUAAACAAAUGCAGCAAUACAGUUUGGCCAGGGGUGCUAUCAGGUGCUGGAACCCCGCAAAUUUCUCCUUCAGGUUUCAUUCUUCAACCAGGCGAAUCAACAUCCAUCUCUUUUCCAAGAUCUUGGUCAGGUCGCUUAUGGGGUCGAACACUUUGCACAGAAGACUCUUCUGGUAAAUUCUAUUGCCUCACUGGAGACUGCGGCUCAUCUACACCAGAAUGUUCUGGUGCUGGUGCCAUCCCUCCUGCCACCCUUGCAGAGUUUACACUAAAUGGUGUUGGGGGAUUGGAUUUCUAUGAUGUUAGCCUUGUUGAUGGAUAUAAUCUACCAAUGAUGGUAUCCGCACAUGGUGGAACUGGAGGUAACUGUUCCUCAGCUGGAUGUGCUGCGGAUUUGAAUGGUGACUGUCCUCUUGAGCUUAAGGUUGUCAAUGGGAGUGAAGGGGUGGCAUGUAAGAGUGCAUGCAAUGCUUUUGGGGACCCCCAAUAUUGCUGCAUCGGAGCUUAUGCUACUCCAAAUACGUGCAAGCCCAGUUCUUACUCACAAUUCUUCAAGGCUGCAUGUCCAACAGCUUAUAGCUAUGCGUAUGAUGAUGGAACCAGUACCUUCACCUGUGCUGGUGCUGAUUAUAUUAUUACUUUCUGCCCUACCCCUUCCACCAGGUAAUAAAUGCACUAUAUUACUACAAAUGAUCGUUUUUUCACCAAAGAU